GGGGAAGGGGGGCAAAAAUGGCUGCCCCCAUCAAGAUCACAGGGUGGGGGGUUAUUAGAGUCCGGGCUUCUGGCUGACAUAACCCCCUGCCCUCCACAAUCGGCCUUGCCAGGGUAUUACCUGGUGCUUUUGUAGGGGUAUCUGCUUUCUGGAGCCUCCCCCGCCCCGCAAAUAUUUGUAUGCACGCCCUAGAUUUUGCUUCGACCCUGGCUGGAGCAUUAAAGCAUGCUGCAUUGACGAUCCCUCCCCCCCCCCCCUCACACACAAUCGCCCUGCUGCUGAGAAUCCCCCCUCCCCUUCUCUCUGACAGCUUGAAAAACCACGUCCCCUGCUUGGUUGACCAUGUCUAGAGAAGACUUUCCGCUGUGCCUCAAAGGCCUCUACUUCCUAAUAUUAAAUUGCUCCUCUGCUUAACGAGGAUUUCAACCCCCACCCCCUUGCCUGGUCUUAAUUUAAAGUGAGAGCCGGGAAAGGUUGCAUACAAAAAGACUUAAAAACAAACACCAACAAACGCAUGGGCCGGCAGCUGAGCUAGGUGGGGGCGGAUUAAAAGGGGGGGCCAUGGGGAAUAUGCUGUCCCCAGUGCCUGGCCUGCGGAGGGGGGCCCGUCGCGAGCAGCCGGUCUCCAACCCAGGCAGCUUCGAUGAACUCCACCGAAAAUGCAAAGAAGUCUUCCCCCAGCAAAUGGAAGGAGUCAAGCUUAUCAUUAAUAAAUCCCUCAGUAGCCAUUUUCAGGUGACCCACACCAUUCACAUGAGCACAAUCGGCCAGUCCAACUAUCACCUCAAUGCAACGUAUGUGGGGGACGAGCAGCUGAGUCCCACGGAGGCCUUCCCAACACUCGUUGGAGAUAUUAACAAUGCUGGGAGCCUCAACGCUCAGGUGCUCCACCUGCUGGCAGAGCGGAUACGAACAAAGGCCAUAUUUCAGACUCAGCAGUCCAAAUUUGUGACUUGGCAGUUUGAUACUGAAUACCGCGGGGAUGACUACACGGCUACCCUGACUUUGGGCAACCCCGAUUUGGUCAGCGAAUCGAUCAUCGUUGUUGCGCACUUCCUGCAGAGCAUGACUUCGCGGUUGGUCCUAGGGGGCGAGAUGGUGUACCACCGGCGGCCGGGAGAAGAGGGGGCCAUUGUCACCCUCGCUGGGAAAUACACAGCUCUCAAAUGGAUCGCCACGCUCAACCUGGGCUAUGGUGGGGCUCACGCCAGCUACUACCAUCGGGCCAAUGACCAGAUCCAGGUCGGGGUGGAAUUUGAGGCGAACACACGUCUACAGGACACAAGCUUUGCCUUUGGUUAUCAGCUCACAUUGCCGCAGGCCAACAUGGUUUUCAGAGGUUUUGUGGACAGUAACUGGUGCGUGGGGGCUGUUCUAGAGAAAAAGCUCCCCCCUCUGCCUGUCACCCUGGCCUUGGGCACUUUCCUCAAUCAUUGGAAAAACCGGUUCCACUGCGGUUUCAGCAUCAUCGUGGGCUGAGCAUCCCAGGGAGCCAGUCUCCGCUUGCGCGAAGGGCUGCUGGAUUUCACUGGGUGAAACUGCAUGGGAAGAGGUGACAGAGGUGGUCGGCUGCCUGCGUGCGUCCAGGGCUCGGGGAAGUGUUCUGUGUGUGGGUGCCGUGGGGCCGUUUCCGUGGCAUGGAUGACAAAGAGUGGGGGGACCCGACCCGACCCGACCCGACCCUCCCUCUGAGAGUGUCCACGCUGCCAUCCUGCCGUGAAGAGGUGUGCCAAUUUAUUUAUUUAUUGCCUUCGGAAAGACACACCAAGACGGAGAACGCGCUUUCCUCCCAAAACCGGGCUGUGGAUUGUGCAAGGCGUCAACUUGGUGGCAAGGCUUUUGGGGCAGGAUGCAACAGCCCUCGCUCGUGAAGGGGCGGCGGCCGCUGUGCCCUCACCAUCUGUCAGUGUUUGGUGGAAAUUCCCCUCAGGGGAUUGCGUGCUGUCUGUGAGCUCUGGAUUUCAUAGAGUCUAUAGUCCAGGAAGCACUGUGCCGCUCCAGGACUGCGAUAAGGGCAAAGGUUGUGGUUUCUGUGCAAGGACAGCUUGGAUUCCAAUUAAAAUCGUACCAGGGGGCUUCCCCACAAAA
Messenger RNA from Elgaria multicarinata webbii, 2088 nucleotides. RefSeq names its product translocase of outer mitochondrial membrane 40 like (gene TOMM40L). Gene Ontology annotation, biological process: protein import into mitochondrial matrix. Lineage: Eukaryota; Metazoa; Chordata; Lepidosauria; Squamata; Anguidae. The coding region runs from base 562 to 1479 and encodes 305 amino acids. Gene Ontology annotation, cellular component: mitochondrial outer membrane translocase complex; mitochondrial outer membrane. The transcript is spliced from 9 exons. Gene Ontology annotation, molecular function: transmembrane protein transporter activity. The record is from RefSeq and is a predicted model, not a curated record.